AUGACGUGGGUCCUGCCGAACGAAGACGCCGUCACGCUGGGCGAGCUCCGCGGCGAGCUCUACGCCGUGUCUCGCCACGACCGCGCGCGCGUCAGCGACGAGUUCACUCGACGCGGAGGUCGUGCUCUGAAUCCUGCGCGUGUCGCCAGUACCAAGCCGCUGCGUCCGCGUGCAUUGUGGACGACAGACGAGCCGGACGAAGCGCCGGACUCGGGCGCUUGGCAGCUGUUGAAGCGCGUGCUGACGACGGGGAAAGCGCUGGUGCUGGACGAUGAACUUGUGGUGCUAAAGAGCGCUCUGGACGCUGCUGUGGACGUGGCGGAGCGGCUGGUGGAGGCGGUGACGGGGACUCGAGACACGAAGAAGAAGGAGAAGGAGGUGGAGACGAGCCAAGACUGGAGCCAGGGCGAGAGUAUCGUGGACUUGAGCUGGCACUGUACAAAGAACGUGCUGGCCGUCGCGCAGCUGGAUGGCGUGGUGGCGCUGUACCACGUGGAGAGCGCGUCGUGGGACACGCGCGUGCUGGAACAUCCGGAGCAGACGGACAUUGGCAGCAUUGAGUGGGGCAUGUACACGGGCGAGACGCUCGCUGUGGCGUGUAGUACGGGCGUGUUUCUGUGGCAGGUGCCAGUGGCUGGAAACAAAGAGCCUGUGCUGAAGGAGAUAUUGAAGCACUCGAGCAGUAGCGGGUUCCGACAAGCGAGCUGGAAUGCAGACGGGAGUUUGCUCGCUGCGCUGGGGACAAGAGGCUCUCGAUCGGCUGUCGUCGUGUUUGAUGCUAUUUUCUCGCGGCAGACGGAGCUAGAGAGCCCGUACAAGCUGAAGUCGCUGCAUUGGUCACCGACAGGCGAAUACCUGUUUGUGAUGACUGAGAACGGCGUGUCGUUGAUGUGGGAGACGCUGACGUGGAAAAGAGAGACGUGGGAGGUCGCUGCAGGUGGCUGCGGCUGGUCGAGCAAUGGACGUUGUCUCAUGGUAGCGCUUCGUGACUCUUCUCUCUUGUAUCCCUACAUUUUCCAGGACUGCCCUCCAUCAUUAGAUGCACAGAUUAGCUCGCCAGCACUUGACUUCACACCGAAGACGCUCUUUUCAUUGGACCAAAGCACCUCUGCCGUUGUUGGUGGAUUUGCUCAGAACAUCGCAUGGGACCCGAGCGGAUCCAGAGUAGCUGUGACGUACCGGACUGAAGCGAACGGCUCCCAUCAAGCAGGAGUGGUGCCGUUGGUUUGCAUCUUCAGCGUUGUUUGGCAGCCAUUCUUGAUUUUUACUCGGAGUGGUUUGUUGCGUGGCCCUCCGAACGCCGGCUUACCUCGGAAGCUUGCAUUUGCCUCGAAUUUUAAGCAUGAGUAUUCCACCGUUUCGCAAGGAUCUCUUGCCGAUGUGUGGCUAAACAUACACGCUCACGCCACGUUCACGCCACGUUCACGCCACGUUCACGCCAAGCUGCCCACGUAA
Messenger RNA from Peronospora matthiolae, 1455 nucleotides. Lineage: Eukaryota; Oomycota; Peronosporomycetes; Peronosporales; Peronosporaceae. The record is from the annotation of a GenBank genome assembly.